This is a messenger RNA of Pseudoliparis swirei, 9051 nucleotides long. It is a transcript of the gene itpr3, whose product is annotated as inositol 1,4,5-trisphosphate receptor, type 3. The coding region runs from base 82 to 8097 and encodes 2671 amino acids. Gene Ontology annotation, molecular function: inositol 1,4,5 trisphosphate binding; inositol 1,4,5-trisphosphate-gated calcium channel activity. The transcript is spliced from 60 exons. Gene Ontology annotation, cellular component: endoplasmic reticulum; membrane. The record is from RefSeq and is a predicted model, not a curated record. NCBI's taxonomy places the organism in Eukaryota, Metazoa, Chordata, Actinopteri, Perciformes, Liparidae. Gene Ontology annotation, biological process: calcium ion transmembrane transport.
UGAGGUGAAGGAGUGAGGAGUGAGGUGAAGGAGUGAGGGAGUGAGGGGGGAGUCAGUCCAGAGGACCCGGCCGGCUGCAGGAUGUCGGACUCCGCCUCGAGCUUCCUCCACAUCGGGGAUAUCGUGUCUCUGUACGCGGAGGGAACCGUGAACGGCUUCAUCAGCACCCUGGGGCUGGUGGACGACCGCUGUGUGGUGGAGCCGGCGGCCGGAGACCUGGAGAACCCUCCCAAGAAGUUCAGGGACUGCCUGUUUAAGGUCUGUCCCAUGAGUCGAUACUCGGCUCAGAAACAGUUCUGGAAAGCGAAGCAAGCCAAACACGAGAAAGACAAGAUCGCUGAUGUGGUGCUGCUGCAGAAACUACAGCAUGCCUCUAACUUGGAACAGAAGCAGAACGAGACGGAGAACAAGAAAGUCCACGGCGACGUCGUCAAAUACGGAACUGUGUUACAGUUGCUCCACAUGAAGAGUAAUAAAUACCUGACGGUGAACAAGCGGCUGCCGGCGCUGCUGGAGAAGAACGCCAUGCGGGUCACGCUGGACGGGACGGGCAACGAGGGCUCCUGGCUCUUCAUCCAGCCCUUCUGGAAGCUACGGGCCAACGGGGACAACGUGGUCGUGGGAGACAAAGUGAUGCUGAACCCGGUGAACGCUGGUCAGCCGCUCCACGCCUCAAACUACCAGCUGAGCGACCACCCAGGCUGCAAGGAGGUGAACUCUGUGAACUGCAACACCAGCUGGAAAAUCAACCUGUUCAUGAUGUACAGUGACCACCGGGAGGAAGUCCUGAAAGGGGGCGAGGUGGUGCGCUUGUUUCACGCCGAGCAGGAAAAGUUUCUGACCUGCGACGAGUACAAAAGCAAACUGCACGUUUUCCUCCGAACGACGUUGAGGCAGUCGGCGACGUCGGCAACGAGCUCCAACGCCCUGUGGGAGAUCGAGGUUGUCCAUCACGACCCGUGCCGUGGGGGGGCGGGACAUUGGAACAGCCUCUAUCGCUUCAAACACCUGGCCACCGGCAACUACAUGGCUGCUGAGGAGAACCCGGGUUACAAAGGAGACAAUGCAGAGCCGGCGGCCUCGAUGGACAGUCGCAGCAUCAAGCGCUCCCAGGGCGAGAGGAUCAAGUACAAGCUGGUGGCGGUGGCUCACGGCAACGACAUCGCCUCGCUGUUCGAGCUCGACCCGACGACCCUGCAGAAGACCGACUCCUUCGUGCCGCGGAACUCGUAUGUACGGCUCAGACACCUGUGCACCAACACCUGGAUCCAGAGCACCAACUUCCCCAUCGACAUCGACGAGGAGCGACCCAUCAGACUCAUGUUGGGAACGUGUCCCACGAAGGAGGACAAGGAGGCGUUCGCCAUCGUCUCAGUCCCCGUGAUGGAGAUCAGAGAUCUGGACUUCGCCAACGACGCCAGCGCCAUGCUGAGCACCGUGGUGGACCAGUUCAGCCAGGGCUUCAUCAGCCAGAACGACCGGCGGUUCGCCAUCAAGCUGCUGGAGGACGUGGUCUUCUUCGUGGCCGACGCCCUGAACAGCGGCCAGGCGGUCCUGGACGUCCUCAUGACCAAAGCCAACCGGGAGAGGCAGAAGCUGAUGAGGGAGCAGAACAUCCUCAAGCAGAUCUUCGGCAUCCUGAAGGCCCCCUUCAAGGACCGUGGGGGAGGGGAGGGUCCUCUGCUGCGGCUGGAGGAGCUGGCCGACCAGAAGAACUCUCCCUACCAGUACAUGUUCAGACUCUGCUACAGGGUCCUCCGGCACUCCCAGGAGGACUACCGCAAGAACCAGGAGCACAUAGCCAAGCAGUUCGGCGUGAUGCAGGGUCAGAUCGGCUACGACAUCCUGGCCGAGGACACCAUCACCGCGCUGCUCAACAACAACAGGAAGCUGCUGGAGAAGCACAUCACCAAGACCGAGGUGGAGACCUUCGUCAGCCUGGUCCGCAGGAACCGGGAGCCCAGGUUUCUGGACUACCUGUCGGACCUCUGCGUGUCCAACAACGUUGCUAUUCCCGUCACUCAGGAACUCAUCUGUAAAUGUGUGCUGGACCCCAAAAACCAGGACAUCCUCAUCAAGACAGAACGUCGUAUUCCCAAAAAUGCGCCCUCUGCUGGCGGUCAGGGAGACUACCUGGGGAUGGACGACUACGGAGAUGAGGAAGAGGUGUGGCUGGUGUGGACAGACAAAACCAAUACCGAGAGGCAGGAGAAGGGCAUCAGACAGCUGGCUCAGGAGGCCAGGCAGGGCAACGCCCACGACGAGAACGUCCUCACCUACUACAGAUACCAGCUGAAGCUCUUUGCACGCAUGUGUCUGGACCGUCAGUAUCUGGCCAUCGAUGAGAUCUCCAAGCAGCUGGACGUGGAGCUCAUCUUCCUGUGCAUGAUGGACGAGACGCUGCCCUUUGACAUCCGGGCCUCCUUCUGUCGCCUCAUGCUCCAUGCCCACGUGGACCGAGACCCCCAGGAGCUGGUCACACCUGUGAAAUUUGCCCGCCUCUGGACCGAGAUCCCAACCUCCAUCAGCAUCAAAGAUUAUGACUCCCAUAUGGACGACAGCAGAGACAACAAGAAGAACCGCUUCUCAAAUACGAUGGCGUUCAUGGAGGAAUACCUCAACAACGUCCUGAACGACGAGCUGCCCUUCCACAACGAGGAGAAGAACAAGCUGACGUACGAGGUGGUGAGCUUGGCCAGACAUUUGAUCUACUUUGGUUUCUACAGUUUCUUCGAGCUGCUCAGACUCACCAGAACCCUGCUGGGCAUCAUCGACUGUCGACCCAAUCCUGGAUAUGCCGCCGUCUCGUUCCAUGAGGAUGGAUCAGGGAAGAACGUGAAGCGCUCCAUCCAUGGGAUGGGUCAGAUCAUGUCCACCAUGGUCCUCAAUAGGAAGCAGUCCUUAUUUGGAGGUGCCAGAGGGGCGGGGGCAGGGGCGGGGAAUGCGUUGGACGGACAGAGAGGCAGUAAAGACAGUAUUGACAAGUUGAACCUGACGGUGAUGGACACCAAGCUGAAGAUACUGGAGAUACUACAGUUCAUCCUGAACGUCCGCCUGGACUACCGCAUCUCCUUCCUGCUGUCCGUGUUCAAGAAGGAGUUCGUGGAGGUCUACCCGAUGGCCGACGCCGACGCCACCACCAACACGGAGAACGCAGCCGUCAUCAACCUGCAGCACAUCGGGGAGCAGGCGGAGGCCAUGUUCGGAGUCGGGAAGGGGAACAGCAUCCUGGAGAUGGACGACGAGGGCGGCCGCAUGUUCCUGCGGGUGCUGACUCACCUCACGAUGCACGACUACCCUCCUCUGGUGUCUGGAGCCCUGCAGCUGCUCUUCAGACACUUCAGCCAGAGGCAGGAAGUACUGCAGACCUUCAAACAGGUCCAGCUGUUGAUCUCGUCUCAGGACGUAGAGAACUACAAGCUGAUCAAGGCGGACCUGGACCGCCUCCGGACGCUGGUGGAGAAGUCAGAGCUAUGGGUGGAGAAGAAGAACUCGGGAGGAGGAGACGGGAAGAAGGACAAGAAGGAAAAAGGACAGGGGGCAUCAGUGGAUGCAACGCCCAAGAAGGAGAAGCAGGAGAAGGGCAACGAGAACUACCAGAAGGUCAUAGAGAUCCUGGAGAGGCUGAAUAGGAUGUGCAGCAGCGGCGUUUGGAAGAAGCAGCAGAGGCUGUUGAAGAACAUGGGAGCGCACAAGGUCAUGCUGGACCUGCUGCAAGUGUCGUAUGACAAGAACGACGUGAAGAUGCAGGAGAUCAUCAAGUUCACUCAUCUGUUCCUGCAGAAGUUCUGCACAGGGAACCAGGAGAACCAGAGUCUGCUGCACAAGAACCUCAGCCUCUUCCUCAACCCGGGGCUGCUGGAGGCGGAGACUGUGCAGCACAUCUUCUGUAACAACUACCAGCUGUGCAGCGAGAUCUCCGAGAGCAUCCUGCAGCACUUCGUCCACUGCCUCGCCACGCACGGGCGCCACGUGCAGUACCUCUACUUCCUGCACACCAUCAUCAAGGCCGAGGGCAAGUACGUGAAGAAGUGUCAGGACAUGAUCAUGACCGAGCUGACGAACGCCGGCGAGGACGUGGUGGUCUUCUACAACGACAAGACCUCCUUCAACGUCAUGCUGGAGCUGAUGGCCGAGAGCAGGGAGGGCGUGGGCGAGAGCAGCCCGCUCAGGUACCACAUCUCUCUGGUGGAGCUCCUGGCAGCCUGCGCUGAGGGCAAAAACGUUUACACGGAGAUCAAGUGUACGUCUCUGCUGCCGCUGGAGGACAUCGUCAGGGUGGUGACGCACGACGACUGCAUCACCGAGGUGAAGGUGGCCUACGUGAACUUUGUGAACCACUGCUACGUGGACACCGAGGUGGAGAUGAAGGAGAUCUACACGUCCAAUCACAUCUGGAAGCUGUUUGAGGACUUCACCGUGGACAUGGCCCGGGUGUGCAAUAAGCGCGAUCAACGUCUUUCUGAUCCCAUCCUGGAGAAGUACAUCAUCAACGUGGUCUUCGACACCAUCAUCGCCUUCUUCAGCUCGCCGUUCUCCGAGAACAGCACCUCUCUGCAGACUCACAACACCAUCAUGACGCAGCUGCUGCAGUCGUCUGUGCGGCUGCUGGACUGUCCCUGGCUGCAGCUGCAGCACCGAGGACAGGUUGAGACCUGCAUCAAGACCCUCGCCAUGACGGCCAAGAGCCGCUCCAUCGCCAUCCCUCUGGACCUGGAGGCUCAGAUCAGCAUCAUGAUGUCCAGCUCCGCUCUCAACUCUCUGUCGCGCUCCAACCCCAACUACAAGUCCUCCUUGCGCUCCUCCAGGCCCGUCGCCGCUAGCAACCCCUGGGACUACAAGAACAUCAUCGAGAAGCUGCAGGACAUCAUCAACACUCUGGAGGAGCGCCUGAAGCCGCUGGUGAACUCUGAGCUCUCUGUGCUGGUGGACGUCCUCCACCAGCCGGAGCUCCUGUUCCUGGAGGGCACCGACGCCCGGCAGCGCUGCGAGUCCGGAGGCUUCAUCUCCAAGCUGAUCCAGCACACCAACACACUCAUGAACGCGGAGGAGAAGUUAUGCAUCAAGGUCCUGAGGACUCUGCAGGAGAUGCUGAUCCGGAAUCUGGACUUUGACGAAAAGGGAAUGGCCCUGCGGAAGGUUCUCCUGCAGAACUACCUGUUCCCCAACAAGAAGAGCAGCCCCAAGAACGACCUGGCGGAGCUCGGAGCCUCAGGUGCGGAGCAGGAGCGCGACUGGGCCGUGGUGGCCGCCGUUCAGUGUCGCCUGGACCGAGAAGGAGGAACCAAGCUGUUCACCGAUCUGGUGAUGAACUCCAAGAACGAAAAGAUCUUCCAGGAGAGCAUCCAGCUGGCCAUCUGCCUGCUGGAGGGCGGGAACACCGAGAUACAGAACUCCUUCUACAAGCUGAUGAUGGGCGACAACAAGUCGGAGAAGUUCUUCAAGGUUCUUCACGACCGCAUGAAGGAAGCUCAGACGGACAUCAAAGCCUCCGUGUCGGUCAACGUGGGAGAGAUGACGCACAAGGCCAACGAGAAGGAGCUGGAGACCGGAAGUGCCCCCCUGCUGGUCCAGGGUCAGUCCAUCUCCCCGGCGCCCGCCCAGCCCGCGGCGGAGCAGGAGGUGGAGAUGGAGAUGGGACCAGCUGUGACCAUCAUGAAGCCCAUCCUGAGGUUCCUCCAGCUGCUCUGUGAGAACCACAACCACGACCUGCAGAACUUCCUGCGUUGCCAGAACAACAAGACCAACUACAACUUGGUGUGUGAGACUCUUCAGUUCCUGGACAUCAUGUGUGGAAGCACCACCGGAGGCCUGGGCCUGCUGGGCCUCUACAUCAACGAGUCCAACGUCCACCUGAUCACCCAGACCCUGGAGACGCUCACCGAGUACUGCCAGGGCCCCUGCCAGGAGAACCAGACGUGCAUCGUGACCAACGAUUCCAACGGCAUCGACAUCAUCACAGCGCUGAUCCUGAACGACAUCAGUCCUCUGUGUCGGUACCGGAUGGACAUGGUGCUCCAGCUGAAGGACAACGCCUCCAAGCUGCUGCUGGCCCUGAUGGAGAGCCGCCACGACAGCGAGAACGCCGAGAGGAUCCUGUUCAACCUGCGGCCCCGAGAGCUGAUGGAGGUGAUAAAGAAGGCCUACCAACAGGACAGUGAGUUCGAGGGGGGGGAGGUGUCUCCCCGCGAGGUGGGACACAACAUCUACAUCCUGGCUCAGCAGCUGGCCAGACACAACAAGGUCCUUCAGAACCUCCUGAAACCUCAAAAGAACAGCAAAGAAGGAGAUGAGGGAAUCUCCUCCAUGUUGAACAACCUGAACAACCGCCCUCUGUCCCAGAUGUUGAAGUCUUCAGCUCCAGCUGCUGUGGUGGAGCAGGACCCUCUGGAGUACUACGAGCUGCUGACCUCCCAGAUAGAGAUCGUGCGUGACGACCGCAGCAUGGAGCAGAUCGUGUUCCCGGUGCAUCCCAUCUGUGACUACCUCACCGAGGAUUCGAAGGUCAGGGUGUUCAACACCACGGAGCAGGACGAGCAGGGGUCAAAGGUCACGCACUUCUUUGAGCAGACCUCCUUCCUGCACGGGGAGAUGGAGUGGCAGAAGAAGCUGAGGAGUAUGCCCGUGUUGUUCUGGUUCUCCAGGAGGAUGUCCUUGUGGGGAACCAUCUCCUUCAACCUCGCCGUCUUCAUCAACCUCAUCAUCGCUUUCUUCUACCCGUACGAUUCAGGACAAGUGGGAGCCAUCGAUGACUCCCUGCUCCUCAUGCUCUUCUGGGGCCUCCUGGGCCUGUCCGUGUUGUCCCUGCUCUCCAAGCGUUACGGCCUCCAGCCGUUCACCAUCGCUCUCAUCCUGCGCUCCAUCUACCACGUCGGCAUCGGCAACACGCUCAUCCUGCUGGGCUCCAUCAACCUGCUCAACAAGAUGGUGUUCGUGGUGAGCUUCGUGGGGAACAACGGGACCUUCAUCAUGGGCUACCGGGCGAUGGUGAUGGACGUGGAGUUCGUGUACCACCUGGCGUACGUCCUGACCUCCACGCUGGGGCUGUUCGUCCACGAGCUCUUCUACAGCAUCCUGCUGUUCGACCUCAUCUACCGGGAGGAGACGCUGUUCAACGUGAUCAAGAGCGUGACGCGUAACGGGCGCUCCAUCCUGCUGACGGCGCUGCUCGCCCUCAUCCUCGUCUACCUCUUCUCCAUCGUGGGCUUCCUGUGCCUGAAGCAUGACUUCAUCAUGGAGGUCGACCCGCUGGUACCGAUCACCCCAGCUCCUCCCAAGAAUGAAGCCUCUCAGGACUUCCUCAAGUCGUGCUCCUCAGACGGCGUCCACUGCUCUGAGGGCACGGAGGUCAGCAGCGUGGACAAGGAAGAAGAGGCGCCGACCUCGGAGCGAGCGUGCGACACGCUGCUGAUGUGCAUCGUCACCGUCCUGAACCACGGCCUGAGGAACGGGGGCGGAGUCGGAGACGUGCUGCGCAAACCCUCCAAGAACGAGCCGCUCUUCGCUGCCCGCGUGGUGUACGACCUCCUCUUCUACUUCAUCGUCAUCAUCAUCGUUCUCAACCUGAUCUUCGGCGUCAUCAUCGACACGUUCGCCGACCUGAGGAGCGAAAAGCAGAAGAAAGAAGAAGUGCUGAAGACCACGUGUUUCAUCUGUGGCCUGGAGAGAGACAAGUUCGACAACAAGACGGUGUCCUUCGAGGAGCACAUCAAGAUGGAGCACAACAUCUGGAACUACCUUUACUUCAUCGUGUUGGUGCGCGAGAAGAACCAGACGGACUACACGGGGCCCGAGAGCUACGUGGCCCACAUGAUCAAGAACAACAACCUGGACUGGUUCCCCCGGAUGCAGGCGAUGUCCCUGGUGGUGAAGGACGGUGACGGUGAGCAGAACGAGAUGAGGAUGUUACAGGACAAGCUGGCUACCACCAUGAAGGUGGUGCUGACGCUGACCUCGCAGCUGACGGAGCUGAAGGAGCAGAUGACCGAGCAGAGGAAGAGGAGGCAGAGGAUGGGCUUCGCUGACGUCCAGGCGGGAGGCGGCGCCGCGCUGCCACCCAGCGCCGCGGGGGGAAACCACCAGAUGUACAAAACAUGAAGAACUGUGUAUGUCUGUUUGUCUGUUUACUCACGUCUGUAAACAACAACACCGCCGGAAGGAAACACCUCACAUGGCUGGCAUCUAUAAAAACACUAGAAUUUAGACAUAAACAUCUUUCUCACUAACAAAAGACAUUUCCUGUUUGCUUGUUCAAUCGAUGUCUGGAUGUGAGUGAUGGGCAGACUGACCACCACGACUGGUUAUGAGAUAGAAGACAUGUUUACUGUAUAACGUUGGAAUUAAUGGAGAUUACCAACACAACAUCUUUGAAAAUUCUGCUGUAUUGUUCUGUGUGAACUUUGUUUCCAUCGAAGUAGUUUCCUUUCCUGCGUUAAUGACCUCAGAACAAGUUGAGAAAGUGUUGUUGUAAUACCGGUGUUGGCCACUAGAGGCUACAGUGCGCCACCACCCAAUGCUCUGAAAAGAGUUUAAAAUGCUCGGUGAUUACUGUGGAGUCACAAUGGCUCUCUUAAUGAUUCGUGGUGCACUGCAACACUCUCGUGGCCCACAUGUGUAUUACAACAACAAGACUUUUGUAGCAACAUCUUUUAAAUGAGGAGAGAUCGCGAGAUCUACGAGCUGUUCAGUGUCACAGAAUAACGUGGGAAUGCUCAGAGGGAACAAACCUACUCAGGUUCGUCAUUUUAAGGAAAUGUAAACAGAGAUUGCAUCAUUUGUUUGCCGAUGACAGAAUGAACUAUUUCUCUGUAAUAUUUGUUUUAAAUUUAAAGUCAGUUGAACCAAGUUAAGUUUGUAAAUUUGGGGAUUUUGUGGUUUAAAGUGCUAUAUAUAAUUGUUAUGGUUUAAUAGUGAUGUAUUUAUGGCUCGGUUCAGACACUGGAUUAUAUCUAAGAUUUACUUUUCAGUAGCAACAGACGGGUACACUGAGUGAGGAGGAGGAAGAGGAUGAAGACCAUGCAUCUUCAUCUAAAUAAAAAUAUCGACUGGAGA